AACAACAGAGCAGAUUGUUGGAGGGUUUUGGAAAAACGAGGGCUGCUCAGCUUUCUCAGAGAUAACUGAAUACGACAGGACAGAGUGAUAAAAUGGAUUAUUCUGGAAAAGAAAAAGAAGCCAUGGCCCUGGUCGCUGAAGCUGACAAGAAAACGAGAAUAUCAGGAUCGCUCUUUGGGACGUUUUUCGGGAGCUCUUCCAAGGCAGAGGAAGCCUGUGACAUGUACACGAGAGCUGCGAAUAUGUUCAAGAUGGCUAAGAACUGGAACGCUGCAGGAGAUGCGUUCUGCAGAGCUGCAAAAGUGCACUUGAAAACACAAAGCAAGCACAACGCUGCCGUCAGCUUUAUCGACGCCGGCAACGCGUACAAAAAAGCAGAUCCACAAGAGGCCAUCAAGUGUCUGAGUCGGGCCAUCGAUAUCUACACGGACAUGGGACGUUUCACCAUCGCAGCAAAACACCACAUCAGUGUAGCUGAAAUCUAUGAGUCUGAUUUAUUGGACAUUGAUAAGGCAGUUGUGCAUUACGAGCAAGCCGGUGAUUACUACAAAGGAGAGGAGUCUACAAGUUCUGCCAACAAGUGCCUUCUUAAAGUGGCUACGUACGCCGCCCAGCUUGAACAGUACCAGAAAGCGAUACAGAUAUAUGAACAGAUUGGGACCUACUGCAUGGACAACACCCUGCUGAAGUAUGGCGCUAAGGAUCACUUCUUCAGGGCAGCACUGUGUCACUUCUGUGUCGAUAUGCUGAACGCCAAGCUGGCUGUGCAACGAUACGAGGAAAUGUUUCCUGCCUUCUCAGACGCCAGGGAGUGCAAACUCUUGAAGAAACUUCUCGAUGCACACGAGGCACAAGAUGUCGACGCGUAUACAAGCGCUGUGAAGGAGUUCGAUUCCAUCACAAGGCUGGAUCAGUGGUACACCGCCAUAUUACUGAGAAUCAAGAAGACCAUUCAGGAGGAUGAGAACGAUCUCCGCUAAUACUGCGAAAAUAAAAGCUCUGGCUCACGAUGUCUUAUGCACAUCGACUUGUAUACUGUUCUUGACUCAUUCGUCCGCCUGGUUUUCCUUUAAUUUAUCAGCUGUAAGACACAACAGGUCCCUUCCUCACUUCCUCGUUACCUUCACGUUGAUGAGCUGUUCUCGAUUCCAUUUAGAACCGCACUGAGCGAUAGGUAUUUAUUUAACUGCUGGUCUUUUGUUGAAUUCCGUGCUUAACGUGCACAAACCGCUUUUCAGUUCCUCGUGAUUGUUUUCACAAACGAUUGCAUAAAUGUUUACCGUAAAUGAAUGGUCAAAUAUCUAAAUGAAAUUUGUAAAAAAAAAAAUUCAUUUCUGCCAAGAAGAAGUAAAAUGGCCCCCGUUUUCCUAUUUAUCCCUGUAAUUUUUAUUAUCACUGUAAUCCUCAGUUAAUUCUGGUUAGUGGUUAUCUGUUACUGCAGUAACAGUAUUAUGAUCAGUAACUAUUGACGGUUAAGUAUUUGACAUUUUGACUAUUUACUAUCUUAUUCAGCACGUUGUUUUGCUGGAGUUUUUGAACCGAAAGAGAAAAUUCCAGAGAAUUUUUUUUAACCGCUAGCUUUCGAUCCAGUUCCAAGUUUCAUCGCGGAUGCUCUCAAUUUGGAUCACAUCCUCGUCCUGUUGUGAUCCACAUUUGAGUGUUUGAUUCUUCUUGAACUAUUGUUAAAUGGGUACAAUAAUUGACUCAUGCUGCUGCACAACAUUUCUACAGUCCCUUUCAAAAGUACUGGAACGGCAAGGUCAAUUCUAUUGUUUUUGAUAUACACCGAAGACAUUUUGGUUUGAGAUCAAAAGACUAUGAAUAUGAGACGAUAGAUCAGAAUUUGAGCUUUCAUUUCCUGAUAUUUACAUCUAGAUGUGUUGAACAGCUUGGAACAUGGCACCUUUUGUGGCAGACCACAAACUUUUUAGGUGAGCAAAAGUAAUGGAACAUAAACAACUCUUAAUAUUUGGUUGUGUAUCCCUUGCUUGCAAUAAUUACAUUAACCCAGUGAGCCACUGACAUCACCAAACUGUUGCAUUCUUCUUUUGUGUUGCUUUUCCAGGCUUUUAUGACAGCUUCUUUCAGUUGUUGUGUUUUGGGGAGUUUCUCCCUUCAGUUUCCUCUUCAGGAGAUGAAAUGCUGCUCAACUGGGUUAAGGUCUGGUGAUUGACUUGGCCAGUCUAAAAACCUUCCACUUUUCCCCCCUGAUAAAGUCCUUUGUUGCUUUGGCAGUGCUUUUUGGGUCAUUGUCUUGCUGCAUGAUGAUGUUCCUCCCAAUCAGAUUGGACGCAUUUCUCUGUAAAUUGGAAGACAGAUUGUUUCUCUAGACUUUAGACUUGAAUUCAAUCACCAUCAUCAAUAAGUUACAUCAUCAAUAAAGAUUAGUGAGCCUGUUCCAGAAGCCAUGCAUGCCCAAGCCAUGACACUACCUCCACCAUGCUUGACUGAUGAGCUUGUAUGGUUUGGAACAGGGGCAGAUCCUUUCUUUCUCCACAAUUUGGCCAUUCUGUCGCUUUGGUAGAGGUUAAUAUUUGUUCCAGAACUUUUGUGGCUCAUCUCUGUAUUCAUUUGCAAAUUCCAGUCUGGCUUUCCAAUUCUUAUUGCUCAUGAGUGGUUAGCAUCAUGUGGUAUGGGCUCUAUAUUUCUGCUCUUGAAGUCUUCAUCAGAUGGUGGAUUGUGGUACCUUCACCCCUGCCCUGUGAUGGUUGUUGGUGAUGUCACUAACUGUUGUUUUUGAGUUUUUGGUUAUUGUUUCUGUCAUUCACUGCUGUUGUUUUCCUUGGCCGACCUGUUCCAUGUCUGGUUGGUAUUACACCAGUUGUUUCUUUCUUUUUCAAGACAUUCCAAAUUGUAUUGGCUAUGCCCAAUGCUUGUGCAAUGUCUCUGAUUAGAUUUUUCCCUCUUUUCUCAGCUUCAAAAUGGAUUGCUUUUCUCCCAUAGACAGCUCUCUGGUCUUCAUGUUGGUUUAUCCUUUUUAACAACAAAGGCAGUCUUCACAAGCGAAACCCAGGGCUUAAACCAAGAGUAGACUUUAAGAGCUGUUGAUUCUUUAAACAAUCAAUUUAACAGGGCACACCUGGGCAGCAAGAAACACAUAUAUUAGUCACAUGUUCCAAUAUUUUCGAUCACUCGAAAAAAUGUGUGGGUUCAAACAAAAGGUGCCAUGUUCUAAGUUGUUUAACACGUCUAGAUGUAAAUAUGAGGAAAUGAAAGCUGAAAUUUCUGUCAGUUUUCUCGUAUUCAUCUUUUCAUCUCAAACCCAAAUGUCUUCAGUGUAUAGUGAAAAGAAUAGAAUUGGCCUUGUUGUUUCAAUAUUUUCGGAAUGGACUGUAUAUUUGUUGUUGUUUUUUUAGAUUUUCACAAAUCAUUUUUAUUUAUUAGUUUAUUUUAGUUCAGUUCUAGUUUCAAUGUGAACAGGCCAAAUGACAUACUUAAGCAUGAAAGGAAAUUGCAUGAAGAUCGAACCUGGCUUGUAACUCCUAGGGGAGUAAAUUGAAGGCCCUUUUUUCCCAAUUGGUAAAUAAAAGGUUUUGAACUCC
Ictalurus furcatus (blue catfish) is the source of this 3542-nucleotide messenger RNA. RefSeq names its product N-ethylmaleimide-sensitive factor attachment protein, alpha a (gene napaa). NCBI's taxonomy places the organism in Eukaryota, Metazoa, Chordata, Actinopteri, Siluriformes, Ictaluridae. Gene Ontology annotation, molecular function: soluble NSF attachment protein activity; syntaxin binding. The coding region runs from base 93 to 980 and encodes 295 amino acids. The transcript is spliced from 11 exons. The record is from RefSeq and is a predicted model, not a curated record. Gene Ontology annotation, cellular component: vacuolar membrane; terminal bouton; synaptobrevin 2-SNAP-25-syntaxin-1a complex. Gene Ontology annotation, biological process: regulation of synaptic vesicle priming; synaptic transmission, glutamatergic; intracellular protein transport.